AUGUUAAAGGGACAAGUUAUCCUUGGAUGCGGGCAGAGCUCUGCCAACCUGGUUAGCUCAGCCCGUGAACUUGAUCUUUACAUCGCUCCUUCCUCUUUCAAUGAGAUCCAGUUCCUUUCUGCUUUGCUGAUAGUAUGUCUAGCAGCAAUUACCGUGGCAUAUCACCACCAUCCUCAUCAGGAUGAACACCACGAUCAUCACGAGAAGAAACACGAAGAUCAUAUCAUCGACUAUUAUGCCCACCCGAAAUAUGAAUUCCAAUAUGGAGUACAUGACCCUCACACCCACGAUAUCAAGAAGCAAGAGGAAUCUAGAGAUGGUGACGCGGUCAAGGGCUUCUACACCCUCCACGAGCCCGAUGGUACUGAGAGGAUCGUACACUAUACCGCGGACAAGAAGAACGGUUUCAACGCCGUUGUUGAGAGGAAAGGACACGCUAUCCAUCCUCAUGUAAAGGGCUCAACUGAGACUUUCUUUAAACAUCAUCACGAUCACCAUGAAAAAAAUGAACAUCAUGACCACCACGAACAUGCUAAACACGAAAGCCACUAUGAACACCACAAAAAGAAACAUGAGGAACAUUAUAAUCAUCACGAAAAAAAACACGAAGAAUAUGAUAACCAUAAAGACCACUAUGGGCACAUUGGACAUAGUUAUCAUCAUGAAAAGAAGCAUGAAGAACUCGAUAGCCAUCACAAGCAUGAACAUCACGACCACCAUGAAAAGAAACAUGAAGAACAUGGUUACCACGGGCACAUUGGAUACAGCUAUCAUCACGAACACCACGAAAAUAAGCAUGACGAACUUGAUAAACACCAUGAACACCAUCAUGAACAUAUAGGACACAGCAAUCAUCAUGAACAUCAUGAAAAGAAGCAUGAAGAACAUGGUGGACAUCACGAUAACCAUGACCAUACUGGACACAGCUAUCACCACGAACACCACGAAAAAAAGCAUGAAGAACAUGAAACCCAUCACGAACAUGAACAUUACAAUCACCAUGAACAUGAACAUCUUGGAUACAGCUAUCAGCACGAAAACCGUGAUCACCACGAAAAGAAGCAUGAAGAAUAUGAAGACCACCACGAAAAAAAGCAUGAAGAACAUGGUGGCCAACACGAUUAUUAUGAACAUACUGGACACAGUUAUCAUCACGAUCACCACGAAAAGAAGCAUGAGGAACAUGAAAGCCAUCACGAGCCUGAACAUCACAAUUACCAUGAACAUGAACAUAUUGGAUACAGCUACCAGCACGAAAACCAUGAUCACCACGAAAAGAAGCAUGAAGAAUAUGAUGACCAACACGAACACCACGAAAAAAAGGACGAAGAACAUGAAGACCACCAUGGACAUCAUGACCACCACGAACAUAUUGGAUACAGCUAUCACCACGAAAACCACGAUUACCACGAAAAGAAGCAUAAAGAAGAUGAUAGCCAUCACAAAUACCAUGAGGAAAAGCAUGAAAAACAUGAAGCCCACUAUGAACAUGAAGGACACAGUGAUCAUCACGAACAUCAUGAAGAAUAUGACGCACAUCACGACCAUCAUGAGCAUAAAGGAUACACCUAUCACCACGAAAAGAAACAUGGAGAACAUGAAGGCCAUCACGAGGAUAAACAUGACGACCAUCAUGAGCAUGUUGGAUACAGCUAUCACCACGAACACCACGAUGACCACGAAAAAAAACAUGAACAUGAUAGCCAUCACGAACAUAAAGAUCACGACCACCAAGAUGAAAACGAAAAGAAACAUGAAGAUCACUAUGGCCAUCAUGAACACGAAGGACAUCAUGAUGACAAGAAGCACGAAGAACAUGUCGUUGACUACUACGCCCACCCAAAAUACAAGUUCGACUACAGCGUCCAUGACCCGCACACCCACGACAUCAAGAAGCAAGAGGAGUCUAGAGAUGGUGACGUGGUCAAGGGCUUCUACACCCUCCACGAACCCGAUGGUACCGAGAGGAUCGUCCACUACACCGCAGACAAGAAGAACGGUUUCAACGCCGUCGUAGAGAGGAAAGGACACGCUAUACACCCUCAUGUAAAAGGAUCUACUGAGUCUUUCUUCAAACACCAUGGACAUUCUGAAAGUUCUGGAGGUUCAAGUAGCGAUCACCACUAG
Nezara viridula (southern green stink bug) is the source of this 2127-nucleotide messenger RNA. Lineage: Eukaryota; Metazoa; Arthropoda; Insecta; Hemiptera; Pentatomidae. The record is from the annotation of a GenBank genome assembly.